This is a messenger RNA of Metarhizium brunneum ARSEF 3297, 3348 nucleotides long. It is a transcript of the gene bst-1, whose product is annotated as GPI inositol-deacylase. Gene Ontology annotation, molecular function: phosphatidylinositol deacylase activity. Gene Ontology annotation, cellular component: endoplasmic reticulum. The record is from RefSeq and is a predicted model, not a curated record. Gene Ontology annotation, biological process: GPI anchor metabolic process; endoplasmic reticulum to Golgi vesicle-mediated transport. NCBI's taxonomy places the organism in Eukaryota, Fungi, Ascomycota, Sordariomycetes, Hypocreales, Clavicipitaceae.
AUGACCAACCGCUCUCCCGAUCCGACCGAUGAUGGUGACGAACAGUCUUGCAAUCCCGAUGUAGCCGAUACCGAAGCCAUGGCCUGCCGCCCGCAAUCAAGAUCACGUUCAGCCAGUAGGACAGGCAAUGACCCAGGUGAAUUUGAUUGGAAGCGCAGCAAUACCCGUAACGGGCAUGCGAAGAUGCCCUCACCAGUCACACCGCCAAGCCUGUCCCGCCCGUUUAUGCCGGCCGCUACGACCAUGGCUCUACGGAAGUCAUCGCCUGGGCUGUCCGGACCUAAAGGAAGUCGACGCAACGGCACUGUCUCCAUUCUUGUUCUUUUUACGGCUGGUAUUGGCAUCAUAAUCCUGGCCGCUAUAUUGAAGUCUCUCAUUAGCUAUCAAAUUGAGCCCAAGGGAUGCCGCAUGUCCUAUAUGCGACCUUCGUAUAUCCAUUUUACCGAUUUCGAUACGGAGCAUACUCGUUUUGCGACUAAAUACUCCUUGUUUCUUUACCGCGAACAAGGGGUAGACGAUGAAGCCAAGUUACGUGGCAUACCGGUACUCUUUAUACCCGGCAACGCUGGUAGUUACAAACAGGUUCGACCAAUUGCAGCAGAAGCAGCAACGUACUUCUAUGACACCCUGCAACACGAUGGAGGCUCGGUGGAUUCGGGAGUGCGAAAUUUGGACUUCUUCACCGUCGAUUUUAAUGAAGAUAUUACCGCCUUCCAUGGCCAGACCUUGCUUGACCAGGCAGAGUAUCUCAAUGAAGCAAUCCGAUACAUUCUGUCUCUCUACUCGGAUCCUCAGCGAACCACUCGUGACUCUCACCUACCCGAUCCAACCUCGGUCGUGAUUCUUGGUCACUCAAUGGGUGGUGUCGUUGCUCGUGCAAUGCUCGUGCAGUCAAACUACCAAGCUAAUUCCAUCAACACAAUAAUCACCAUGUCUGCUCCUCAUUCUCGGCCACCAGUUACCUUCGAUGGUCAAAUUGUGCAAAUUUACGACGAGAUCAAUGCCUACUGGAGAGACGCAUACGCACAGAAAUGGGCCAAUAACAAUCCGUUGUGGCAUGUCACCCUCAUUUCUAUUGCAGGAGGAACUUUGGACACGGUUGUACCUUCGGACUAUGCAAGUGUGGAGCCUCUAGUUCCGGAAACUCACGGUUUCACUGUCUUUACCACUGGAAUCCCGACUGUUUGGACGAGCAUGGAUCAUCAAGCCAUCCUUUGGUGCGACCAAUUCCGCAAAGUUGUAGCCAAAGCGUUAUAUGAUGUUGUCGAUUCAAAUCGCGCCUCACAGACCAAACCUCGAGCCCAGAGAAUGCGACUCUUCAGACGACGAUUCUUAUCCGGCCUAGAAGCGGCUACAGAAAAAACGAUAGCCUCGAAGGAUGAAAUCGUUCAGCUUGCCCUAGACGAUGAGUCAAGCCGCAUUGUCCCAGUGGGCGAUCGUUUGAUUCUAGACCGCCUAGGAAACCAACGUGAUCCAGUAGUUCAUCUCUUGCCUAUUCCUCCCCAGGAGACGUCCGUUCCUAAACGGUUUUCGCUAUUGACAGACUCUCCACUAGUGGAUGCAAAGGAGAACGGGCCGCUUGAAGUGCUUGUCUGUACUGUUUCUCCCGGGGAGGUUGACUCAGCUACUAUACACAACUCAUAUUCGGCGACUAUACCGGGAGGUAGUCAGGCAAGACUCGCUUGCAAGAGCACAUCUUCUGAUGUCAUUCUCCUACCAGCUUCCACAGCAUCGACUCAGUAUCCAUUCUAUCUCGAAGGGGAAAACCCAAUCCGCCCAUUUUCGUAUCUUCAAUACGAUUUAGAGGACUUGUCGGAAUAUAAUUUCAUCGCUGUCGUGGAUAGAGCCACCUCACAAACAGCAGGCUUUGUCAUCAGUGAAUUCAGCGACCGGGACGAUAUCCAGAGAGACUUUCCGACGAGCUUUUCGCAUAUCGCAAUGUUUGGCUUGUCAUUCUCCUUACCAUCGGAUCGACCAAUGGCAGCUGAAGUACAAUUUCCGGCCUUAACCUCAAGUCUCCUUGCAUUUCACUUGGACCUGUCCCAGCAUCAAUGUCAGAGCACGCGCCACCUUUUCACGCCAAUGGUCAGGCAGUAUUUGGACAAGCCUUAUGAAUCAAAGUACUUUGUCAAUGCAAAACGUGCACACAUUAGUUUGCAUGGAAUUGCACCCUACGUACCUCCACCGCUGGAACUUAAGAGUACCAACAGCGGUCUGGGGUUUCAAAUCUGGGCAGACCCGUCAUGCGGUAUACUAGAGGCCAAGCUGCGUAUUGAUCUGCUAGGAAGUCUGGGGAAACUGUAUAUGCGUUACAGGACAGUUUUUGCAGCAUUUCCGCUGCUCAUUGUGACCCUGGUCCUGAGGAAGCAAUUUCGUGCCUAUGAUCAAACAGGUAUCUUCAUUCCAUUCUCGGAAGCAUUGGAUCUCUCUCUCCGGCGAUCAAUCCCUCUGCUUCUCGUGUCUUUGACUCUCCUUGCAGUCUCACCAGAAGGCACUUCGAGGGCCAUCCCUAACUUGAUAUGGAGCAAGCGACACUUGAAUGCAUUUCAUAGGAACGAGCUUCUUAUUGGCACCGAAAAUCCUUCAUUUUGCUUGCUUGUUCCCCUCAUCGGACUUGUCUGCAUCGGGGUAUGUGCUGUAUUACACUACAUUGUGCUUGCUCUCACACGAUCACUUGGCAUCUUAUACGCCUUCUUCAGCAAUGCUCCUACAACAGAAACAGCCAGCCACAAAAGAAUUGCGUCGCAGGCCUUGGUGCCCUCAACACCGAGACGGCGAAUGGUUUCUACAGUUGUUCUCCUAUUUCUUGUCUCAACUUUUAUCCCUUAUCAGUUUGCGUAUCUUGUUGCGUGCCUUGUUCAGUUGUUCACAACUGUUCGCGCCCAUCGGAUUUCAAACAUAGCUGAUUCAACGUCGAAUGCGAAUUACUACCGCUAUGUACACUCUAUACUGCUUCUAAUGAUCUGGGUCUUGCCAAUCAACCUACCAAUCCUCGCCGUUUGGAUACGGAAUCUUGCGGUGCAUUGGCUCACGCCUUUUUCCUCACACCACAAUGUCCUGUCCAUUAUGCCUUUCAUUUUGCUGGUAGAAAACUUGACCACUGGUAGAAUGGUACCGCAGGUUACAAGCCGGUUGCGGCAUGUUACGAGUGUCCUUCUGUUCGGCACCGCAUUUUGCGCUGCUGUGUAUGGCGUUUCACACGCCUAUAUGCUACACUACUUGGUUAAUAUCAUUGCUGCAUGGUUGGUUAUUUUGCACUCUACAGCAGAUUCUUGGUCUUUUGCCGGGUUUGGCGCAAUGUUUGAAGGGGGUACGGACGAAAGCCGAAAUCGAAGAAAGACCCCGUAG